Oncorhynchus masou masou (cherry salmon) is the source of this 3921-nucleotide messenger RNA. RefSeq names its product inhibin beta B chain-like. The coding region runs from base 793 to 2004 and encodes 403 amino acids. Lineage: Eukaryota; Metazoa; Chordata; Actinopteri; Salmoniformes; Salmonidae. The transcript is spliced from 2 exons. Gene Ontology annotation, molecular function: growth factor activity; cytokine activity. Gene Ontology annotation, cellular component: extracellular region. The record is from RefSeq and is a predicted model, not a curated record.
UGAUUGCAAAGGAGAACAUUGUAAAGAUAACAGCAUCUAUUUCAGGACACAGAGACAGAGCCGUCGCAUACACACACCCAUAGGAUAGUCUACUCAAACUCACCAGUAGACCAACAAAACAGUGAUCUAGGGAUUACUUGGGUAUGAAUUCGAUUGCAAUUUAGUUGGAUUCCUAAAAUUGCGUUUAUAGGAGUGAUUUGAAUGUAAAGGUAACGUCAUAUUUGGAACUUCACAUCAAACGUUUCGUCUCCUGAUCAACGGAUACAAAGCCCACGUACCGGUGAGAUACUAAAUGUGGUUUGCAAAGGUUAUGGAAUAUAAUAAUUCGUUUUGUUAAAUUUGAAGAAAUGGCAUGCCAGACGCGGUAGUGCCAUUCAGAUAGCCUACUACACACGGUGCUCAUUUCAGAUUCGCCGGUCAAGAAAUCCGGUUAAGAACCAACACCUCUGGAAUUGUGCUUUAGAUGAGAACUGAACUGUAGUGCGCUUCACAAAAAGGACCCAAGCUUUACAGGGCUCGAGAGGAAGCAAAUAAGAACAUCUGGAAUAAUCUAUUAGCUCUUGACAGCAACCUCUUUGGAAUACAAAAACCGCAUGGACUGUUUUGGAUUACCCUAACGUGUGCAUCAAUCAUAGUUCCAUGUGCAAACUAUUCCCGCUGGCGCAGAGCUGGAUAUUUACCAGGAUGCUAAACUUGUGAAGUAGCCUAACUCUCUUUCUUUGCUCUCUGUAUCGAAUAACCAAUAUUCUUCCUCUCCAUCGUGCUUGGGAAUUCCAGUCUCAAAAAGAGAAAAUGAAAAGAUAUAAUCUCACGUUGGCUUGUUUAAUGGCUUGCAUCCUUUCCAUCUGCUUUACUUUGGGCACAACUGGGGCAGAGACUCAAACCGUGACCCAGGAGUCGUGCGCUUCGUGCGGGAUGCCGGAGGCGUCAGAACGGGUGGAUAUAGACUUAUUGGAAGCUGUUAAGAGGCACAUCUUGAACAGGUUACAAAUGAGAGAAAGACCCAACAUCACACAUCCUAUCCCGAAAGCGGCAAUGGUGACAGCGCUGAGGCGGCUACACGCAGGUAAACUACGAGAAGACGGAAGGGUUGAGAUCCCUAACCUUGAUGGACAGGCUGCCUACAGUAACGAGGGGCAAGAGACUUCGGAGAUAAUCAGCUUCGCAGAAUCAGAUGAGCUGACUUCAUCUCAAGCAUCUAAGUCCAGCCUCUACUUCCUCAUCUCCAGUGAAGGGAACCAGAACCUGUACGUGUCUCAGGCCAACCUGUGGCUCUACUUCAGGCUGCAGCCCACCGGCUCCGAGAAAGGGCCUCGACGAAAAGUCACAGUGAAGAUCCACUACAAGGAGGCAGGGACUGGGACUGCAGGUGGAGCCGGGGGGGGAACAGGGCCAGGGGGAGGAGGUCGGUGGACCCUGGUGGAGAAGCGCGUGGACCUUAAGCGCAGUGGCUGGCACACAUUCCCCAUGUCAGAGGCCGUGAGGGCCGUGUUUGGUAAGGGUGGCCGGCGGCAGGACCUUGAGGUGCACUGCGAGGGCUGUGAGGCAUCCAAUGUGGUUCCUAUCUUAGUCGACACAGCAGACCCUUCACACAGGCCCUUCCUGGUUGUCCGGGCGCGGCAGGUGGAAGGGAAGCACCGCAUCAGGAAGAGGGGCCUGGAGUGUGAUGGGAGCAGUGGAGGUCUGUGCUGCAGACAGCAGUUCUACAUUGACUUCCGCCUCAUUGGCUGGAACGAUUGGAUCAUCGCACCUGCGGGUUACUACGGUAACUACUGCGAGGGGAGCUGCCCGGCGUACAUGGCAGGGGUACCGGGGUCAGCGUCGUCGUUCCACACGGCAGUGGUCAACCAAUACCGGAUGAGGGGCAUGAGCCCCGGCUCGGUCAACUCCUGUUGUAUCCCCACCAAGCUCAGCACCAUGUCUAUGCUGUACUUCGACGAUGAGUACAACAUAGUAAAACGAGAUGUGCCCAAUAUGAUAGUGGAAGAGUGUGGCUGUGCCUGAGACUGUCUGUGAUUUUUUUUAAACUUUGAACUUUGAAAGUCAAAUCAAACGACUAUAGUUAAAAAGUCUUGUACAAAAGGACCUUUUUGUACUAUACACAUAUACCAUAUAACUAAAUAUAUAUAUAUAUAUAUUUAUAUAUUUAGUUAUAUGGCACAAACAAACAUGUAUUAAUGGAUUAUUUAUCUGGCAGAGCGAGGCCAGUUUCUGUCCAUUUCAUAUUAAGAACAGAGUUAUGGGAGGAAAAGGGAAUGGUUGAUCACCAAAUUAUAUUAUUUUACUAGUUUGCCAUUUUUAGAUGAAAAAUAAUGGUACUUUAUCUCUUCUCUGAUGAAGAUGGAAAGAAAAGCGCUUAUUGACCCAGUGCAGUCAAAAACGUGUUUUAUAUAUAUUUCCACACUAUGUGGUUGGAAUAAUACUGUGAAACUGUGAAAAUUAUGAUAAUGCCCUGUUAGAGUCUUUUGAAAAGACCGCCUGAAAUUUCAGCCUGUUUUGGUGGGAUGGAGUUUUGGCCUGCCUAGUGACAUCAACAGGUGUUCAAUUAGUUAAUAGACCAAUAAGAAAGAGUUCCAAACCUCUCUGACAAUAACAGGUCGUUUUCAGUUUCCCCUUACCACUCUGACCACUCCCAGACAGUCUUAGCAACAUUUUUCUUUGAGAAAUUGCUCUUCGCUAAGAAGUUAUUUUUGUUUAUUUUUUACCAUUUUAAUUAAAACAAUCACAGUAAAGUACUUAAUUGUUAUCCAGAAAAUAUUUGAUAGUGAGAUAAAAAGGGCUGGAUUGGACCUUUAAGGAAGCGUACAGGUCCAGGAUCAGCCAACCGCACAUUGACUUCUUCCCCUCCCUGAGUACUGAAGCACACCAGAACAUUGACAAAACAAAAGCACUGACAAUGACAAUUCAUCGGAUAAUACAAUUAGAAACACCAGCACUUCCAUAAAGACUGUCAAAGACACUAUGACUGUCCCAUUCGAUCCGGUGGAAUUAUUACAGAAAGUGUAUCAGCCUGUGCUUAUUAUUGAAUAAAGCCUUUCUGGGACUACACUUCUGUCCAGGGAGGUGAUGACACAACAACAACGUUGUUGACAUGUUGUUGUUGACAUUGGACCACACGUUCUCUCUUCCUGUCUGUGACCAUACUGCAGGCGAGCACUCAGUUUAAAGGUGAAGAUGGAACUUUGUGCACAGUGCACAACUACACACACUUCAUCCAGAGAAAACAGAGUCCGCACUGCCCCUACUUGUUUCGAUAAAGUGGACGAGGAGGAGACUCUUGUUAUGGGCCAACAGGGCAUGAUGGUGCAGUGUAGCACUUGCAGACUAAACUCUUUAAAUGCACACUCCCACUCCUAAUAGCACUUGCAUAUUGAAAUGCCUUCAAAGGGGUACUGAGUGUCCUGUCAUAAAUAAGUGCCACGUAAUUUAUGCAAUGUAUAGUAACCCACCCAUGCCCACCUACACAACUCUACCAGACUGAAAUGAUCUUUCUUCUCCUCCUCUCCUGGUCUUUAACUCCUCUUAUCAAAUACUUGAAAUGUGAUCUUUCGCUUCCAUUUUUCCAAAGCGAAUGAUUGUUAUGACAUUUGCACUGAAAAGUUGCGGGAUUAGUUAAUAAACAAACUGCCAUUGAAAGUUAUUUUUCUAGAAGUAAAUUGUAUUUUUUUUGUACAAAUUUUAUUUGACCUAUUAAUGGAACCAAAGAGGCCAAUAUUAUUUGAGCUUAAUAUUAUAAUUAGAUGGCGAGGCCAUCACGUUACUUUCUGUGUACAAUGCUGUUUGAUCAUAAGAGGCCUAAUCUACGUAUCAGGGUACAAUAUGAUGAUUCUAUUUCUUAGUUAUAUUAUUUCCUUUCUCUAUCUAUUUUGUACAAUACACAUGUGGACACUUCAUUUUUCAUCUUUAAUUCUAUUUUUUUUC